GAUAAUGAGAGAGGAUUUGGUACUAUGGCAACAUCAGACGUCAAGUCCACAGCAGUGGUUAAGUACAGCUCAAUGAAGACCCCUGUUCAGUUCUCAACCAUCAGACUGAACACUGAUUUGAAUUUCCCUCCUUCUGACAGACAGCGAGCAGGAUGUUAUAUGUUUGGCGAACAGUCUAUGCCUGGUGCUUCCUCAUUUUCCCCAUUCAGCAGUUUAAACAUGGCUAACUCUUACCAAGAUCUGGUUGGCGAAGUGGAUGUCAUCUCAUCAUCUAAGAACAUCAAGGCUUUGCUGAAAAUGCCUUACAGUCAAGCACCCCAGAUCAGCAUCAUGGUACACAGACUGAGGAAAACCCUUCUGCUGGAAGAGUUUGAUGUUCACAAAAACUUGCUGAGAAAAGAAGCUGAACAAUGGAGUUGGUUGAAGUCUUUCUUUAAUACUACUGUGGCCAAAGAGGAGGUUGAAAAGAGGAGGUGUUUGGUGAGUGCAACAAAAAGAGAUUCAUUCACAGAAAACAUCUACCUGAAUCUCAUCAGACACAGCUUUGCAGCGAGUAUUGGAGAGAACCAGAGUACAGCUUUGAACACCACAGAUGGCCACGCAAAGCAAGUGAAUUCUGUCCCUGAAUUUUCAGAGGAUCUCAAGGGCUUUCACCAUGAAACGCUUUGGACGUUUGAGGAUAUCAGUAUGCUCAUUGACAGUGACUUGCCUAUUUUUGGAAGUGGAAGCUCUCCUCGUCCAUGUAUAAGCUUGAGGCUAAAGGAUGCCAGGUCUCCACCCAUCAGUGUUCUGACUGGUCUGGACUACUGGCUAGACAACCUCAUGAGCAAUGUGCCAGAAGUUGCUAUGUGUUUCCAUGUGGAUGGAUUUGUACAGAAAUAUGAAGUUAUUCGGACAGAGGACAUACCACAUUUGAAUGGCUCUAGUUUUGAUCCAGAAGAAGUGAUGGAUAUAGCUCGAAACAUUAUGGCUUUUAUUAAAGCUAAUGCAGCUGUUGAAGGUCACACCUAUUGGUUGUACAAAGGUGAUGAUGAUGAGAUGGUGAAACUGUAUGAUCUUACCGAUUACUGCAAGAGUCAGAUUGUAGAAGGGGAUAACCCUUUCACUGUGCCCGUGGGUCUCUUGUGUCAUCGUGUGGGAACCAAACUGAAGAUGAGUGGCCAGAGGAGAUCGGCGGACUCACGUGCCAUGCUGGAGAACUGUCUCCGACUCCUUGAUGAUACAAAGCACAGCGAGGUUUGUGCUGAAGCUCAUUUUCAUCUCUGUGACAUGUGGGUUCCGGACAGAUCUGUCAAUGACAUAUGGCAUGAAAAGGGCAAAAUCCCAGAUAUGCCUUCUGAUCUGUACGAUGAAGAGAGCACGUCAGAUGACGGUCUUGGACCAGACAAAGGCACAAAUCUAGGCGAUGAGGGUAACUCAGGGAGCAGUAUGCAGGCCAUAGAGCACAAACCAGCAGAGAACACAUCACAGGAGGGGGUGCAAAAUGCUGUAGCUUUAAAGGAACUUGUUGUUCGUGGCAUGACCAAGAAAAAGGCAUGGGAUAUUGUGCAGGCCUGCCGUAUCGCUGGAGAAACUGACGAAAGGUGUAAAAUGGCACUUGGUCACAUUCGCAAGGGUUUGAACUGUGUAGACAAGGAUCAAGCAAGAGGAAAGAAUAUUGGCUUGGUAGAGAAACAACAGACAUGCAGCCCAUCCAAGGCAAUCCCUCUUCAUUAUGCUCCACUCAAUAUCAACACCAAAGAUGAACAAGAGGAUCAGCAAGAGAAUCUCCAUCUUCACCCCACUCACUCUACUGUCAAGGAAGAAUACCAAGGGAUGUGCAAUCCGUCCCAGGCCAUUCCUUUGCACUUCACGCCCCUGAAAACUGCCACAGACAGUCAGGAAAAGCAGAAUCCUUCUUCUCUCAAGACAAACGAUGUCUGUGCAGGGGAUAAAAACGUUGCUGCAGAAUCUAAGAGUGAGAGCUGCAGUUGGGAAAGCAGUAGCUCCUCAAGUAGAUUUGACGCCAGUCAUCAAUCAGGCAGCAGCUCCUCCGAGUCCUGGCAUGUGGAGGCAAAGUUCAAUCUGUUGAGGAAAGGGGCCAUAACUUACUUUGUGCUGGCCAAGUCUUUCUUUGAAAUUAAUAAAUAUGGACACACCCUGAGGCACCUGCGCUAUGCUAUGCAUUGCUACGAGGCUCAGGAGGUUUUGGUGCCUUCUGUUUGUGGGAACAGUCAGCACCAGGAGCUGUAUCUCAUGUUGCUGUUCCUCGCGGCGAAGGCUCGGAGCUCUCUGACUUCUACGUGGGCAACGUGCGCUCGUGAGUUUGAGGAGCUUGGGGAGGAGGAGGCUGCUAUACUGAGCUCAGCCCAGGCCACUCUUCCAGCGCCGAAAAACUCAUGGGUUUAUGACUGGCCCACAAAUCAAGAAUCAAACUGGUCAACUGCUGAGGAGCUGUUUCAACAAAUAGCUAAAUUCUCUGCUUUGGAGACCAAAAAUGCCCAGUUUAAGUUUGAUCUGAAAAAGAACCAUGCCGCUUGUCUUGUUGGACUUGCAAAUACCCAGUUGGAAAUACUCAAAGAAAGGACCCUAAAAAAUUGUGAGAGCUUUGAUAGUGUCAAGAGCAUCUGGGAGAAGGCACUGAACAACUUCAAAAUGGCUGUCCAGAUGUUUGAGAGUGUUGGUGAAAAGAACACUGCUGCUCAUGUGAUCUGUAAUGUGGCCUAUCUUUACAACCUGGCAGCAGGCACUGUGAAGCGGUCAAACCUCAAGGAACCCAUACCUGCAGUGAAGAGGAAGUACUUGGAUAAGUGUAUUGAGUUCAAUGAAAAGGCACUCAACUUACUGGAGAGGGGAGAAAGUAUGGACGACACCCGGGAAAAGAUUUGUCACACUCUGCGACUGGUGUACCAUGAUAUGGCCUGUUGUUUCUCCAAGGGCACUCAUCCUGUCACUGAUCAGCAUUUAAAGAGCAUGAAAGAUUUUUUGUUCAAAUCAUUGUUCUACUGCCAUCCUGAGAACAGUGGAAAAUUUCAAAGGAACAACCAGAUCAUGGCUGCCCGUAAUCACUUGAAUCUGGCCAGGGUGUACGAGGUGGAGAUGGCAAAGUUUAAAAGUGCAACUCGUAAGCGGGCUCUUCUUCAAAAGUGUGAGGAGAGCUACCAGGUGUGCUUUGAUCUGUAUGAGUGCCUUGGUUGGAGCAACUCACAAAUUGCUGUGAAAGAUUUGUGGACUAAAAGUAUUCGUGACAACUGGAGUCACAAAACUUCUGGAGGAAGUCAGAAGAAGCUUUACCGUAGCCUGCUGCUGCAUCUGUGCGACUUACAGUCAGCUGUGGAAAGGCUGGCCCUGGGAGAGGAGGACAGUGAAGACCUCAUCAGCAUAUUCGACUCCUCAACCUCGCCCAUUGGCCAGUUGCUGUCUCGUCUGAAUACAUACCUACCAGCCUAUUUCAAAGUAGACAAAACAAAUACCAGCAUCAAGUCUCUGUACCAGCGCAGCCUUCGUCUUGUCCCUCAGAAAACAGCGAGUGAUUUGCCGUCCCAGCUGUCAGUUGUGCUGCAGGACCUGAGGGAGGCUCUGGCCUCGGAGCCACCCCCUUAAUACUCACUCUGUAGAGGGUAGUAGUUGUCUGGUGGUGUGAGAAAACCCUUCACACUGGUAUGUCUUUACGAUUUAUGUAAGACUUUUUAAUAUCUUACAGCAUUGUCUGAGUAAUUCUGCUUUUUACUACAUCGUCCUGAAAAGAAACAGAUGUUCCCUUUUUAAGAAUAGAAAUUAUUUUUAAAACGAAAUUGUCUUACCGAACAUCCCUUUUAGAAUUUGUUCUGACCUGUUGUGUGGUUCAGACAAUAAUCUUACAGUGUGCAUCAUUUCAGAACUUAUUUCUAGGAAAUGUUUUGUUGAUUUAUAAGAGUUUAUAAAAAAAAAUCGCUUACACUUUUUAGCUUGUGCAAGUCUUUCUUGCUUUCUUCUACACUGGGAAGUUGUUGGCACUAACAGUUUAGUCUCUUUGUGACUUUUGAUGGGUUUUCUUUGGCCUCCUUACAAUUUGUCUUCUCCAAUAUUCUGUGAUGCCUUUGUGCUGUUCAGCUGGCUCCCAUGAUAGGCUGGUCAAUAACAGUUGGAGCUGGUAUAUGUGUUAAUUUAGGUUGGUUUCAUGGUUAUGGAUUCAAAUAAAGUACUGUCAACUACAGGGUGGCUGGCGGGUGUUCUGGUGUGGUUUGCUUCUUUUUUCCUAUCAAACGUCCAUUGUCUUUAUCUCC
Molecule: messenger RNA, 4244 nt
Organism: Aplysia californica (California sea hare)
Lineage: Eukaryota; Metazoa; Mollusca; Gastropoda; Aplysiida; Aplysiidae
Biological process (GO): positive regulation of DNA-templated transcription
Source: RefSeq, a predicted model, not a curated record